GCGCUCCCUAGUUCAUAAUAUAUACCUUCUUCUUCAGGCUCCAAAACCCUUUAAAAUCAUGCCUCUCAUAAUGGACUCUAGCACUUCGCCACCCAUUAAUCCUCUGUGUCCAUUAAUGGAUGCUAAAGAUCAUGAGAAUGGAGCUUUCGUUUUCGACUCAGCUCUGAUCCAAAAGCAAACCAGCUUGCCUAGCGAAUUCAUUUGGCCACUACGGGACUUGGCCAAUCACAGUAGCACUACUCGAGAAGAGCUCAAAGAACCCAUCAUUGACUUGGGUGGCUUCAUUACAGGUGACAAUAAUGCAGCAACAGCUCGCGCCGUUGAGCAUGUCAGAGCGGCUUGCUUGAACCAUGGCUUCUUCCAAGUGACCAACCAUGGUGUCGAUGUCAGUCUCAUUCGUGCCGCGUACGAUGAAAUCGAUGCCAUUUUCAAGAUGCCUCUCGACAAGAAGCUCAGCCUUUGCAGGAAACCUGGCUGCAUCUCAGGGUACUCGGGCGCCCAUACAGAUCGUUAUUCGUCUAAGUUGCCAUGGAAAGAGACAUUUUCUUUUGGAUACCAUGAGAAUGAUGAUGAUCAUGACUCCGUGCCCAUGGUAGUUAACUACUUCAAUUCUAUCUUGGGUGAAGAUUUCCAACGAAUAGGUUGGGUUUAUCAAAGAUACUGUGAAGCCAUGAAGGAAGUUUCUCUAGUGAUUAUGGAGCUCUUGGCAAUUAGCUUGGGUGUUGAUCGUUUCCACUACAGAAGAUUUUUUGAAGACGGAAGCUCAAUAAUGAGGUGUAACUACUAUCCUCCUUGCAAAAAAUCUGGCCUCACCCUUGGCACCGGUCCUCACUGCGACCCAACCUCCUUGACCAUUCUUCAUCAAGAUCAAGUUGGAGGCCUUGAAGUUUUUGCAAAUAACCAAUGGCAUGCAAUUCGACCUCGUCCAGAUGCCCUAGUCAUAAACAUUGGCGAUACCUUUAUGGCGUUAUCUAAUGGGAAAUACAAGAGUUGCCUGCACAGAGCAGUGGUGAACAGGGACAAGGAGAGGAGAUCGUUGGUUUACUUUGUGUGCCCAAGAGAGGACAAAGUGGUGAGGCCCCCAAAAGAACUGGUUUGCGGAGAAUUAGGGACAUUAAGGAACUACCCUGAUUUCACAUGGUCCGACUUGUUGGAGUUUACACUAAAACACUACAGGGCCGAUGUCGCUACCCUCCAAAGCUUCAUCCAAUGGCUUCUAUCCUCCAAACCAUCCAACAACUUCUAGUAAUUCCUUAACUAAUUUGGCUGAUCGAUCGGUUCUGAUGAUCAUUGCUACCUAGCUAGCUCAGCUCAGCUCUCGGCUCAUGAUAUUUUUCUCCCCAACCCCUUCCUCUUGAUCUAUGUGUGCGUG
Molecule: messenger RNA, 1372 nt
Organism: Juglans microcarpa x Juglans regia
Lineage: Eukaryota; Viridiplantae; Streptophyta; Magnoliopsida; Fagales; Juglandaceae
Product: gibberellin 20 oxidase 1-B-like
Exons: 3
Coding region: 59-1246 (395 amino acids)
Biological process (GO): flower development; gibberellin biosynthetic process; response to light stimulus
Molecular function (GO): gibberellin 20-oxidase activity
Source: RefSeq, a predicted model, not a curated record